ACUCCCCACUUCCCCACUCUUUCUCUCUUUCUCUCUCCUUUGUUCUUCAACUUAAAAAGAGAACAACUGUAGAUACAAAACAAGGCACACAAAAAAAAAAAAAACCAGUAGAGAAAGAGAUAGGGAAAGCGAAAAUGGUGGAUGAUUUCAUGGUAUGUGUAGACAGAAUCAUAGCAUCAGCUUGUUUUGAGUCAUCGUCAGUGAAUGAAGGACAACCAAGCUCAACAACAACGACUGGGAAUACUAAUGUUGUUGUUUCUGUUCAAGAAUCAAGUGGUGGUGGUGAUGAUGAUGAUGAUGAAAAAGAAGGGUGUUUUUCAAAGAAGCUGAAAGAGAUGGUGGAGUGUAGGAUAUGUCAAGAGGAAGAUGAUUUGCUUUCCUUGGAAGCUCCUUGUGCCUGUAACGGCACCCUCAAGUUUGCUCACAGGAGAUGCAUUCAGAGAUGGUGCAACAAGAAAGGUGACAUAACUUGCGAAAUAUGCAAACAGGUCUUUUCACCAAACUAUUCUAUUCCACCGACCAGAAGCAGUCCUGAUGUUUUGGCAAUUGACAUAAGGCAAGCAUGGAGCCCACAUAUGGAUCUUCGUGAUUCACACCUUCUAGUGUUAACCGCUUCACAAAGCCAAUUACUCCAGUCAGAGUAUGAAGAUUAUGUUGCUGCAAAUAGUGGUAGCCUUGCCUGUCUGCGCUCUGUUGCUCUCAUUUUGCUUAUAAUUUUGCUCAUACGCCAAGCCCUUAUGUUGACAAGAAAUUCUGGCAUGGUGCAGGAGUCAUCAGCAUUCAUUAAUUUUCAGGUUAUGCUUCUUCAAUUUGCUGGUUUUCUUCUGCCAUGCUAUGUGAUGGCUCGCACAUGGUACUUACAAAGUCGAAGGAGGAGACAGGGUUAAACCGGCUAAAGUCAAUUUAUCUGCAUUUUCACAACGGACUGUUCUUUCCUUCCAUGCUGAAGACAGACAAGUUGUUUUUGUAAAUGGCAAUUUCUCAAAGUUGUAUCUCCAUCAAAUAGGUGCUCUAAAAGUCUAAUGGCUGAAAUCCUUUGUAUCUCAAUUACAGAACUCGGAAGCAAAUGUAAAUGUGAUCACGAGUUCAUUAGGUUUUUUUACUUUAUUCUGGUAAUCGUCAAAAGCCAUGGCUUGAGACGGUAAACAGUGCUGCUGAUUUGGCAUCUGCAGACUCAUGUAGUUUCAAGUUGACUUACAUACUGCCUUGUGACUCUAUCGGUACUCAUGCAAUUCUGCUUAAUAGUUGUUUAAGGCAAAAACCAUGGUUGUUUCAA
Molecule: messenger RNA, 1276 nt
Organism: Theobroma cacao (cacao)
Lineage: Eukaryota; Viridiplantae; Streptophyta; Magnoliopsida; Malvales; Malvaceae
Biological process (GO): protein ubiquitination
Cellular component (GO): membrane
Molecular function (GO): ubiquitin-protein transferase activity; zinc ion binding
Source: RefSeq, a predicted model, not a curated record